Rasamsonia emersonii CBS 393.64 is the source of this 927-nucleotide messenger RNA. RefSeq names its product Alternative oxidase. The record is from RefSeq and is a predicted model, not a curated record. Gene Ontology annotation, cellular component: mitochondrion. The coding region runs from base 1 to 927 and encodes 308 amino acids. Gene Ontology annotation, molecular function: alternative oxidase activity. Lineage: Eukaryota; Fungi; Ascomycota; Eurotiomycetes; Eurotiales; Trichocomaceae. Gene Ontology annotation, biological process: alternative respiration. The transcript is spliced from 4 exons.
AUGUACUCGACCACCGCUACGGUGCCCAUUAGGGCCGCCUCGGCCCUCCCAAAGGCCGCUGCGCGUGUUCCCGUCGUCCCCGGAGCCUUGAGAACGGCCGGUCUGCGUGCCAGCUUCGUCGCCUGCAAUGACAUUGCACAGAAGAACAGCAACAAUGGCAAGCGCAUGUUUUCCUCUACGCCUCGUGCGGCCCUCAAGGAAUUCUUCCCCAAGGUAGAGACAAAGCAGAUUGUGGACGUGGAAUCCGGCUGGCCGCAUCCUGUUUACACCGACAAAGAGAUGCGUGAGAUCAAGUACGCUCAUCGCAAGGCGCAGAACUGGGCCGACUGGAUCGCGCUGGGGAUGGUUCGACUCCUCCGCUGGGGUAUGGACACGGCAACCGGAUACCGUCACCCUCCAGAGGGCAAGCCCUUGCCCAAGAAGUUCGAGAUGAAUGAAUGCAAAUGGUUGACCCGGUUCGUCUUCCUGGAGAGUGUCGCUGGUGUCCCGGGUAUGUCUGAGAAGAAUGAAGAGGGACAAUGGAUGGGUGUCUUCUUCAACGGCUUCUUCAUCUCCUACCUCUUGUCUCCGCGCAUCUGCCACCGGUUCGUCGGCUACCUCGAGGAAGAAGCCGUGCUCACCUACACGCGGGCAAUUGAAGAGCUCGAGGCCGGCAAGCUGCCCAAGUGGAAGGACAUGGACGCCCCGGACAUUGCCGUCAAGUACUGGAAGAUGCCCGAGGGACACCGCAAGAUGCGUGACCUGCUGCUGUACGUGCGCGCAGACGAGGCCAAGCACCGCGAAGUCAACCACACCUUGAGCAACCUGAACCACAAGACAGACCCCAACCCGUACGUGGCCAAGUUCCGGGACACCAACAAGCCGCGUCCUAGCAAGGGAACGGACCUGGUGAAGCCGACUGGAUGGGAGCGUGAUGAAGUGAUAUAA